AUGUUUAAAUUAUUUGAAUUCGAUGAAGAAGAUUCUCACGAGUGGAGUUCUUCAAAUUCUUCCUUCUCCUCCUUCUCCUCCUCAUCGUCGUCGUCAUUGAUUAAAAGCAUUCCUCACAAAAGGUCUAACAAGUGGUCGACACCUCAUGUCACAUUGCAACAAGAUGAAGUAGAAUAUGGUCAUGAAGAAGAGAAUUCUCGAAUUAAUCUCUUAUUUGCGUUACCUAAGGAUGUUUGGACUGAAAUAUUUUCCUUUUUAAGCACGCAUGAAAAGUUGACACAACACGUUUUCAUUUGCAAGUCUCUUUAUUCAUGUGUUUAUCAAUCGAUUACCUCAUUGAAAUUAAUUGGAAUUGAGGCAACCAAGGAAUCAACCACGGCUCAACAACUGACGGCGAGAAAUGCUUACUCGGACGAUGACAAGUGGCUGAUGAUGCCAGAUGUCAGUCCUUCUCCGUCAACCUCUGUGACCUCUAAUUCCCAAGCAAAAUCUCUAUCGUAUGCUUCCAGAGUGUCGAGUUUGAGAAGAAUGAAACAAUCAAGACACGACAUGUGUUCAUCGUCCUCUAGUAAUUUAACAAGCUUGUCAGAUGUCUACAAGAACGAACAACUUCUUAACGAGAACCCUCUCGUUCGCAUUCUUGAACCAUUUUCCAAAUUGACUCAUUUAAGCAUUGAAUUUUCAAAAGCUCUCACUGGUGAAGUUCUUUCAUUGAUCCUCAACAAAUUUUCCCAUCUUGAAUCGUUGUCUCUCAUUCACUGUAACGAACUAAAAUUCAUUCACAUCACCUUCCCAAUGGAAGUUUGUAGUCAUUUGAGAAAGUUGGAGAUCCGUGACUGCCGUAAUAUUCAAGAAUAUUCUGGAGGCAUCAAAAUUGAUUGUCACUUACUGAAACAUUUAACCAUUACAAGUACUCCAUGUGUGCAAGAUCGAUUUUUGUCCGAUCUCAUCGAGAGAAAUGCAAGCUCAUUAGAAACUAUUUCAAUAUUUGGUUUGAAUGACUUCUCCAAUUUGUGUAUGGGAAAAAGAAUGAGCAAACUUGAAUCGUUGUCACUCCAACGAUGUAAGAAUUUUUCCAAAUUUCACCUCCCCAUCAAACAAGUGUGUACUGUAUUUCCUGUUCUUAAGGAACUAGAUCUCAGCCACACUAAAUUCAACGACAACAGUUUUAAGGCAUUGACUCAUGAACAGCGAUUGGAUCGUCUUCAAGUUUUGACAUUGGAAGGAUGUAAACAACUCAAAAAACCAACCUUUGGAGUUUGUAAAUCCCUUCACACAAUGAUUUUCGAUCUUUGUAUCGACUUGGAAGAUGUCACCAUUCCAUCCGGUCACUGUCCAUCUCUUCGAAAUCUCAGUGUGAACAAUACAAGAAUUAACGACAAGGCUCUCGAAAGAAUUUUCAAUUUUGGUAACAACAGAGGAAUACCCAUCGAGGAAUAUCAAAAUGGAUUGGCGUCGCCUCCGAUUAGCAAACUUUCCGCAAAGAAAUGCAAGUCAAUUUUCAAUCCAAAAAUUACAUCGUAUCACUUGGAAGAACUCGAUCUUAACGGAUGCUUUAAUUGUUCCUCGGUGAAAGUUGUGGAUUUGAGCAAACAAUCACUCAAGAAAAUGAAUUUGGGAUGGACUAAAAUAUCAGAUGAGGAUUUGAACAGAAUUGUGACGACUUGUCCUUCGUUGACCGAGUUAUCACUCAACACGUGUGACAAUUUGGUGAAUCCUCAUAUUGAAUCACAAUCUCUGAGGAAGAUUUCAUUUACUGGAGCACACUUUUUGCAUAAUCCUGUAUUCAAAUUUUGUGACAAGUUGCAGCAUAUUGAUUUCAGAAAUUGUGACAAUUUAGAAAGCCCAACGUUGGUGCGGAAAAAGAGAGUAAAAACUCAAGAACGCAUUAGCUACAAUGUUGCGAGAAGACUUAACUUUGAUGAGUGUUUGCCAUCUGCAAGUAAUAACAGGUCCAAUGAAAGCCAAUCGUCCUCGUCCACACCAAUGCAAAAACACACUCCAAUUUUGGAAACCCAGGAGGAUGACAAUGAUUACUGUCCAUCACCAAAUAUGCUGCAUCCAAAAAUGAAAGUGAUCGAAGAAGAAGAUGACCUCUCUGACAGUAGAUUUUGA
Molecule: messenger RNA, 2115 nt
Organism: Naegleria fowleri
Lineage: Eukaryota; Heterolobosea; Eutetramitea; Acrasida; Naegleriidae
Exons: 1
Coding region: 1-2115 (704 amino acids)
Biological process (GO): SCF-dependent proteasomal ubiquitin-dependent protein catabolic process
Cellular component (GO): SCF ubiquitin ligase complex
Source: RefSeq, a predicted model, not a curated record